This is a messenger RNA of Funneliformis mosseae, 909 nucleotides long. Lineage: Eukaryota; Fungi; Glomeromycota; Glomeromycetes; Glomerales; Glomeraceae. The record is from the annotation of a GenBank genome assembly.
AUGCACUUGAAGACAUUAUUAACAAUAUACCUGGGUACGACUUAUUUGGCGAAAAGCUUACCUCGAGUAUCCCCAUUCUUUAUCAAUUAUGUUGUUCUUCAAGUUUUUCGAAGGCAGCACUCCACCACUUAUGGAUUAUGGACAAGAAUUAGCACCUAUUAUGCUGUUUAUAGUAUCAACCACCCUUAUGAAUCUUCUGGACUUUCAUGGCCAAAGAUCCUUCCGAAGAAUUAUGGUUGGCGUAUAUAUUUUUCAACUAUUAAUGAUUGGAUAUAUGUCAUUGAGGAAAUCAUUUCAUUUUGCUGUAAUAAUCGUGCCCCUUUUUGUUAUUACGGGUGUUUGCUCUUAUCAUUUAGAUUUGAUGUCAAGUCUAGACCAAGUUCACAAGGUUCCGGCAAAAAAGUAGCGGUAGUUGACGCUCCGAUAGGAAGUUCGGCUAACACCUCAUCAAAUCUUAAUGAGAAUAACAACAACGAACUAGUACGAGACGUAUUAGAAGAUGAUUUAUAUCGUGCAGAACCAUAUUUAUAUACAGAUUAUAUUCAACCUUCGAUGACACAAUAUAAUGGUGUACUUCAUACAGGGAUGAGAAACUAUAUAUCUCCAUCAUUAGUAGGAGUUUACCAUAGUUAUGGCUUCCGGUUAAAAGGUCAAAACAAAGAUAAUGAGAAUACUUAUGGAGGAUUUAUUAGACGAUUAUUGGGAAUGAAUAAAAAGUUUCACAAUCGGAACAAACUGAUAACAACAGAUGCAAGAAUGAACGCGGCUAUAGAAGAUGCUGGAAAUGGUACCGGUGCGGAAUUGCCUGGCUCUUUAUCAGGACAUGGAGCUGAUGAUUUUAUUGAACAAAUUAUGGAAGAAUCUGAGCAAAUGAUUACAUCAAGUGAAAAGCCAAGUACAUCAACUUAA